This is a messenger RNA of Schistosoma bovis, 1065 nucleotides long. The record is from the annotation of a GenBank genome assembly. NCBI's taxonomy places the organism in Eukaryota, Metazoa, Platyhelminthes, Trematoda, Strigeidida, Schistosomatidae.
AUGAAAUUACAGAAUUUGAUGAUUAAAUGUGAUCAACAUCUUGCAUUCCACAGUGGAACAAGUUCAGCGAUUAGUUCAUUAGUAUUCGCUGAUGAUGAUGGUAUUUCUAAAGUGUCAGAACAUUCAAUAAAUAAUCGAAAAUCGGAUCAACAUAGUUCAUUACACUGGAUCACAUCGCAAACUGUAUUAUCAAAUGAAACUAAUCCAAUGAAUAAUAAUAAUAAUUCUAUAAUAGAUGUUACGACGGUUAUUACCAAUAUUUACACCACUACUACUACUAAUAAUAAUCAUAAUAUUAAUAAUAAUAAUAAGAGAAAUUUUAGUUCAAUCGAUUCAUUAUAUGAAACAGUGGAUUUGCCUAGAACUAAUUUACCGACCCCAAUGUUAACAACGACAACAAUGUACACCCGGAAGGAGAACACGGGGAGUACAAUUUAUAUGUUCGGUGGACAGUACUUAGGAGGAAUCAAGCAUUAUUUUGAUAGCAGUUUUUAUUCGAUAUCUGAAAUUUCGUCUACUGUGAAAACAGAAAUUUCAGAUCAGCGGGAAUUAUUAGCCGUCAGAACGUUUUAUUAUCAAGAAGCUGGUGAUGAACAUGAGGAAGGAAAUGCAAUAGAUGUUCCUGGAAAAUGGAUCCAAAGUGGAACGUUAGUGGAGUUUGAAGCUCUCGGUGAUUGUCCAAAACACGUUUCGAGUGAAGCAUGUCACGGCGCAACAAUACCAGAUACAACGUGCAUUUGGUGUGAAACAGCCAAUAUGUGCAUCACCAGCAAUGAUAAGGAUCUUCAUGAAUUCAAAGUAAAUGGUUGCAAGAAUAAAAGCUCGACUGUCAUCGUUGCUACUGAACCAACAACUCUAGCAACUACUGAAACUGAUUUGAAGAAGACUAGUCCAGGCUCUGAAUCACAUUUGAACAUGACUACAGAUACAACAACUCCUGCAACUACUGAAACUGAUCUAAGAAAUGAAUUGAAGAAGACUAGUUCAAGUACUGAAUCACAUUUGAACAUGACCACAUAUACAGCUGAACACAUGGAGGAAACAAAAACACUGCAAUAUCGUUGA